Messenger RNA from Drosophila arizonae, 613 nucleotides. RefSeq names its product Sulfotransferase 3 (gene St3). Lineage: Eukaryota; Metazoa; Arthropoda; Insecta; Diptera; Drosophilidae. The record is from RefSeq and is a predicted model, not a curated record.
AUGCGUGUCCGCAUGUCUGUGUGUCUGCUCCUGCGUCAUGUGAUACGCGAACAGGAGGCGAAAAGAGCAUAACAAAAACAUCAAUUACGAAACGCAACGCAAUGCAAGAGGCGCUGCCCGUGACGUUUAGCCUGCCCAGACAUGGUGGAAAUGGAGGACCUGGAGGAUAUGGAGGUUGGCUGCUGGUCAUGCUGAUGCUGCUCGUGGCGAUGACUCCACUGCACGCCAGCGAGGACGGACGCAACUCAAACAAACGCUACUCGGAUCAGAGCGUACAUGGUUACAUGACUGAGCGCACCUGCUGGUGGAACGAGGUGUGCAAGGAGGAGUUCCAAAAUCUGUUUCGGUGCAAGUGUCCCCAGUAUUCCUAUUGCCGCUCGCCAGGACGCUAUUAUAAUGCGUAUUGCUCUAUGACAGAUACCGGUUAUAUUUGGACGCAACUGGCGUUGGGCACCGUCGAGCGUUGAGUGCGUGACGUCAAACAUAUCAUAACAGUUAAAUUACCAACAACAACAACAAGAACAAGAACACCAAUAACAAUAACAUAGACCAGCACCAAUGGCAGCUACACUGACUGCUGAUAGUAUGCGACCAUUUACCAAGUGGACUACAA